Messenger RNA from Lolium rigidum, 1547 nucleotides. Its product is annotated as WD repeat-containing protein 76-like. The transcript is spliced from 4 exons. Gene Ontology annotation, biological process: regulation of DNA damage checkpoint. The coding region runs from base 1 to 1377 and encodes 458 amino acids. Lineage: Eukaryota; Viridiplantae; Streptophyta; Magnoliopsida; Poales; Poaceae. Gene Ontology annotation, molecular function: DNA binding; protein binding. The record is from RefSeq and is a predicted model, not a curated record. Gene Ontology annotation, cellular component: nucleus.
AUGGCGUCGCCUCCGGACGGUGAUCUCACCGAGUACGAGCGCCUCCGCGCGGAGAACAUCCGCCGCAACGACGUCAUCCUCGCCUCCCUCCGCCGCAAGGCCGACGAGCUCUCAGCCGCCAUCAAGUCCUCCUCCUCCGCGAAACGAGGACGUACCAGUGGUCAGCCACGCAAGAAGCCCACCACCCCAACGGGCCCCGCGGUGCUCCGCCGCUCCCUCCGACUCUCUCAACUCCCUCCCUCCCACUCCCCCGACGCCGAGCCCAUCCCUGGCCCACCUCCGAAGCCCCGCAGCACCAGCUUCUCCUCUUCGCUCGCGUCCUCCAUCCUCGACGCCGUCUCGCUUUCACCCGGGGCUGCCAAGGUUUGUGCCGAUUAUUUCGAUGCCGGCAAGGAGCUCGUGCUGACGCCUGCCAACGUGAGGAGGGUCGUCCCCGACAGGAUACUGGGGGUGCGGGUCCUGCCGCUGGUCGACCGCACCGUGGUGGUGGCGGGGAACAAGUUGGGGAAUAUUGGCUUCUGGGACGCAGACGGCAUGGUGGAGGAUGAGGGCGACGACGAUGCAGAUGGGCUGUUCGAGUAUUUGCCCCACAGGGGCCCUGUGCCAGCAAUCGUGGCACACCCGGGCGUUCCGCACAAGAUCUACAGCUGCAGCUAUGAGGGUGAAAUUUGUCUCAUGGACCUUGAGAAGGAGAACUUCAAUAUGAUCCACUUGUGUGAUUAUCCUGUUUAUUCACUUUGUCAAGCACCGGAUAAUGCUAGCUGCCUAUAUUUUGGUGAUGGAAAUGGUGAACUGAAACUCUUUGAUGAGCGGAUGGGUAAGGUAUCAGCCACGUGGGAUUCACACGACAAUUCAAUCAACUCAAUAGAUUUUCAUCCAGAGAAAAAACAUAUGGUUGCCACAAGUUCAACAGAUCGAACAGCACGUAUAUGGGAUCUUAGAAGGCUGAAAAAGAAGAAAGACGAUUGUUUGAAGGUUCUCAAACAUAGUAGGUCUGUUCAGUCAGCUUAUUUCUCACCUAGUGGCCGCAUGCUAGCAACAACAAGCCUUGAAGAUACUGUCCGGGUCUUUCACUGUGACGACUUUGAUACCUCACACACUAUCAAGCAUAAUAACCAGACAGGAAGAUGGCUUUCUACAUUCAAGGCAAUCUGGGGUUGGAACGAUGUCGACCUUUUUAUUGGGAACAUGAAGAGGGCAAUAGAUGUCAUCUCAGUUAGUAGCAGCGGCACUGGCCUCUCAGCUUCAAACAGUGCGUGCCUUGAGAGUGAAGACAUGACAGCCAUUCCUUGCAGGUUCUCUGCACAUCCGUAUAAAGUUGGCCAUCUUGCUUGUGCAAGCUCUGGGGGUAAGGUAUUCCUUUGGACCCGAGCUUGAAUCAACAAGAUAUAUGAUGGCUGACUUGUGAAAUGUUGCCAGUUCUGUGAGUCAUGCUAGGAACAUGUUCAUUUUCAUAGUUGUAGCAACUAGUGCUUGUUCAUUAUCCUGCCUAAGAAAUGUAUAAUAUGUAGCAUACUAGUACCAUUCUUCUUCUAAUGUUUUAGUUC